AUGAAUCCAGAACAACCUCUACCGAAUAUUUCUUUUAAUUUUAGUGGAACUCAACAUAUUCAUAUUCAUAUUCAUCCAAGUGUUUCUUCUAUAACAAAGAAUCCAUCACCACAACAAGCAUUUACAAUUAAUGAAUCAACUCCUCGAGAAGAUCAACGUCAAGAUUCAUCCUCCCCUCUAACGAACAUGCUAUCACAAACGCCAACAAGUGAACAAGCCUCCCUUUCCUGGGAAGGCCAACGUCAAGAUUCAUUCCGCCCUCGAACAAACACGUCAUCACAGACGUCAACGGUUAAUGAGUCAACCCUUCAUUCUCAAGAAGGACGACAUCCAGAUUCAUCCUCACUCCUAACGAACGCGCUAUCGCAAACAUCAACGAUCAAUAAAUCGUCAGCCCAUCUUUCUUGGGGAGAUCAAUGUCCUUUAACUAACAUGCCUUUUUCUCAGAAAGAUCAACGUCCAGAUUCACCCUCUUCUCAAUCAAGCAUGCCAUCACAAAAAUCAAUAGUUAAUGAAUCAACACCUUUUUCCGAGAAAAAUUCACAUAUUACUCAAAACUCUGACAUUAAAC
Acaulospora morrowiae is the source of this 571-nucleotide messenger RNA. The record is from the annotation of a GenBank genome assembly. NCBI's taxonomy places the organism in Eukaryota, Fungi, Glomeromycota, Glomeromycetes, Diversisporales, Acaulosporaceae.